This is a messenger RNA of Octodon degus (degu), 1667 nucleotides long. RefSeq names its product phospholipid phosphatase 5 (gene Plpp5). The transcript is spliced from 7 exons. Gene Ontology annotation, biological process: phospholipid metabolic process. NCBI's taxonomy places the organism in Eukaryota, Metazoa, Chordata, Mammalia, Rodentia, Octodontidae. The record is from RefSeq and is a predicted model, not a curated record. Gene Ontology annotation, molecular function: phosphatidate phosphatase activity. The coding region runs from base 23 to 808 and encodes 261 amino acids.
UGCUAGGCGGCGCGGCUCGGGGAUGGCGGCGGCGGCGCUUGGGGUCGAAGUGGGCAUUCGGGUAGCGCUGUUCGCGGCAUUCCUGGUGACCGAGCUGCUUCCGCCUUUCCAGCGGCGGAUCCAGCCUGAGGAGAUGUGGCUGUACAGAUUCCCGUACGUGGAAACCGAGUACUUCCCCGCCAAGCCCAUGUUUGUCAUUGCGUUUUUCUCACCGCUGUCUCUGAUCAUCCUGGCCAGAUUUCUGAAGAAGGCGGACACCGCAGACAGCAGACAGGCCUGCCUGGCCGCCAGCCUCGCCCUGGCGCUUAACGGGAUCCUCACCAACACAGUGAAGCUCAUAGUGGGCCGGCCACGGCCAGACUUCUUCUUCCGCUGCUACCCGGAUGGGCUGGCCCGUGAGGAGCUGCCGUGCACCGGGGACGAGGCCGUGGUGACUGAGGGCCGGAAGAGCUUCCCCAGUGGACAUUCAUCCUUUGCAUUUGCUGGCCUGGCCUUCACAUCUUUCUACCUGGCUGGAAAGUUACACUGCUUCACACCCCAAGGCCGUGGGAAGUCUUGGCGGCUCUGUGCCUUUCUAUCCCCUCUGCUUUUUGCAGCUGUGAUUGCACUGUCCCGAACCUGUGACUACAAGCAUCACUGGCAAGAUGUGCUAGUGGGGUCCCUGCUGGGCACGACACUGGCCUACGUGUGCUACAGACAGUACUACCCUCCUCUCACGGAUGCUGAGUGUCACAAACCUUUCCAAGACAGGCAUGUGCUUCACGCUUCACAGAGGAAGCCUGGUGACUCUUGCUGUUUGGACAUUUAAAAGCUGAGCCUGCCUUGGUGGAGAAUGUCCACUAGUUUUCCUAAGAGAACUGUGUACAGACAAGAAGUACUGGGCUUCACACUCUUCCCCACCCCCCAAGGUACCAGGGCGGACACAGCCACACACUCUUCUACCUCGUUGGCAGCUAUGCCACCUCCCGGGCAAGGAUGUGAGCUGUUUAGUGGAGCUGAGGGUACUGCUCCACCAAGCCGCAUCCCAGCAGCCAGUGCUUUCCAGUUGAAUUUCAGUGCGGCUCCUGGAAGGCCAUCUCUUAGAGACCUACUGUGUCCUGGGAGCUAGAGUUAUUUACCAGACUUAAUUUCUGCUUCUCAUAAUUUGACAUCUUAAAAAUCUAGGUCAUGACUUUUGCUUCUGUUUACUUUCCCUGGUGAAAAUUCCAUAAAGCCUUCAAUAGGAAAAUGUCCAGUUCUGGCUAAUUUACCACUGCUGUGUGUAUCUUAAUCUGAGUCCAGCCAUCUAGUGUUGCUAUUUUGAAUAAUAUGAGCAAAGACAAUUUUUGAACUAAGAAGAAUAUGGUUAAAAAAAAAGAAAAUGGUGAAGUGUGGUUUCAAUACCACCAACAAGUGAUUGUUUCUAUCUCCUCUGUCCUUGUGCUCACGAGCUCCUUGCCCAAAUUCAACUCUGCCACCUAAGGCAGGAGAGAAAAAAACAGCUAUCGUGUGGAGUAUAAAUUAAUUCCUGUCUGCCCUUUAUAGGACACCAUAGGAUCUUAUAGUUUCCUUUCUUACAUUUCAAAGCCAUUUCUACGUACACCUUCCUAUAACAUCUUUAAUGCAUUACUUACCCUUCGGUAAGUGUGCCAGGCAAUGAAAUGGUGACUGUGUCUUGUGUCCUUUGG